Cladophialophora carrionii CBS 160.54 is the source of this 1062-nucleotide messenger RNA. RefSeq lists its product as uncharacterized. Bases 1 to 1062 code for a protein of 353 amino acids. The transcript has a single exon. The record is from RefSeq and is a predicted model, not a curated record. Lineage: Eukaryota; Fungi; Ascomycota; Eurotiomycetes; Chaetothyriales; Herpotrichiellaceae. Gene Ontology annotation, molecular function: hydrolase activity.
AUGGCCACACCGUUCGCGCUGGACGCCGACUUCGAGGAAUGCCUGAAAGCCAACGGGCUCGAAGAGUUCGUUGGCGGCCCCCCGUUCCCGCCCGGCGACAUCGAUCAGCGCCGGGAACGGCUCAAGAACUUAUCGUCGCGAAGACCGCGUCCUACCGUCGACACGAGCGGCGUUGACAUCUCCGACCACUAUACUUCCAGCGAGGACGGCCACCGCGUCCUGCUGAGGUGGUACCGUCCUCGCAGUGCGGCAGUCAAUGGAUCGCACACGGCCACUUCGCCGACUACGACGACAACGACGACAAGGACAACGACAACAGCAACAACAAAACCGGCCGUGAUAUACAUCCACGGCGGUGGGUUAAUAUGCAGCACGAUUGACGAUUACGACGUCCUCGUCGCAUCGCUCGUGUCAAUGACACGGACCCCAUUCCUCGCCGUCGAGUACCGCCUGGCCCCGGAGCACCGGUACCCCGCCGCCCUGCACGACGUGUACGCCGCUCUGGCGUGGCUGCACGCUCGCGCGCACGACCUGCAUGUCGACCAGACCCGGAUCGCGAUCAUGGGGAGCAGUGCGGGCGCGGGACUCGGUGCGGCCACGGCGAUAUUGGCACGCCGUCGUGGAGGAGGGCUGUCCAUCGCGAAACAGAUCUUCACGGCGCCGAUGAUCGACUGUCGCAACGUCAGGCCACACGAUCCGAGACUGGCACCGCUGCUGUCGUGGAAUCACUUGGACAAUGCGACAGGGUGGUCGUCGUACCUCGGCCAGGAGGUACUCGACGGCCACGAGGAGGGUGAUGGCAUCCCGGACACCGCGUCCCCGUCUCGACUCGACUCGGCCGAGGGCAUGCCUCCACUAUACCUGGAAGUCGGGAGUCUCGACAUCUUCGUGCAGGAAGGGAUCGAGUACGCGUCGAAGCAUGUGCGAGCCGGGGUCCCCGUCGAAUUACACGUCUAUCCCGGUCUACCGCAUUCAUACGAUUCCCUCGCGGGUCAGUGCCAGCUGGCGCGGAUGGCAAAGGCACAUCGAGUCCGGACCAUCACUUCUCUGCGAGGAGAAUAA